UUUCCUCAAAAAAACCGAAGAAAAUGACGCGCCUUUGUAUCUGUGAGAUGUGCAGCUGUGGCCGCCACCGUUGCACACACCAGCCCACGGCUCUUUACAAGAAAGGCAGUAAGACUAAUGUGUUGUCAGAGUACUCAGAAAAGUAUCCCGCCUAUAAAGGGCACACGCGGCCCAAGAGUGUCAAGCCCCAACUGCAGUAUAAAGCUCAUCAGGACACGAUGGAAGGAACAACCACCUUCAGGACAGACUAUGUCCCGUAUGUGGUCACCCAUCGCCCUGAGAAGCCGCAGGCCGAGUACAAGCCCAAGCCUGGAGAGAUUGAUUUAGGAACGACCUAUAAACAAGACUUCAACCCAUAUGAAGUGCAACCAUUUGUUCCUUCACGUCCGAAAGAGAGAGUAUAUACCACAAAUGCAAAACUGGACACCGUACCCACCUAUAAAGAAGAUUUUCGUCAGUGGGAGAUCAGCAGACGGGAAUUGACUAAGCCUGACACACCGUAUCAACCCCCUGUUACAAAGUUUGGGAAUUCCACAACAUUCCAGGACGAUUUCGUCCACCGAGGCCUAGUGCCACGUGAGAGCUACAAGCCCCCUAACAUAGCCAAGCUAUCCGAUACUCCUUUUGAAAACAUGACCAGCAACAAGCUCUCCUAUGUUCCGCAUGCUCUCGAAGCCCGGUACGUUAAACCGCCAAUAGAAUACAAACCCAACAGCCAACCUUUCCAGGACUUCACCACCCAUCGACAAGACUAUCAAGGCCUGCCAAGUCCGCUGACCAAAAGCUGCAAGCCUGAGCCGCUCAAAGUAGCCUCCAACAAGCCCUUCCAGGGCAGCACGGAAUUCCGUGACCGUUUCCAGCAGUGGCCCGUAUCCCUCCAGCAGUUGCAGAAGUCGGUGGAAUAUAUGAGUCCAACAGAGCAGAUGGACCUGACUACCACCUCGCACACCGACUACAUCAAGCACCAAAUCCAACCCUUCAUUUCCGCCAAACCCUUCUCACUUCCCACUAAGUCCUCCAGGCCCUUUCAGGGCAGCACCACCAUGAGAGAUGACUUCCAGCCGUGGGCGGCUCCCCGUCAAAGCAUGAUCCGGAAACAAGAGGAAAUCCAGCGAGCCAGUGGGAAAAUGGAAGAUCUGACCACCUUCAGGGCUCAUUUCAUUCAGCAUGAAGCUCAGCCUAGUUUCAGCUUCAAGCCCCAAAACGCACCGCUGCGGACCGACGCUCCCCUACAGAACGACACCAUGUACCGCACAGAGUUCACGCCCAAGAAGAUCAGCGUGUGUCCAGCCAGUUUUGAGUCUCCGCCGGGGUUUGUUUUCGAUAAUUACGAUGAUCGAGGCCACCGCUUCUUCCGCAAGAUGAUGUCUGCUGACAAGAUUGAGACGCCGAAGGAAAUGGUCUUGACAGCUUAA
Molecule: messenger RNA, 1415 nt
Organism: Sinocyclocheilus anshuiensis
Lineage: Eukaryota; Metazoa; Chordata; Actinopteri; Cypriniformes; Cyprinidae
Product: stabilizer of axonemal microtubules 2-like
Exons: 5
Coding region: 24-1415 (463 amino acids)
Cellular component (GO): cytoskeleton; axonemal microtubule; sperm flagellum
Molecular function (GO): microtubule binding
Source: RefSeq, a predicted model, not a curated record